UGAGGAGGACUCCAAGGGCAGCCAGGCUUCCCCAUGGCGUGUCCACUGGUGGCUGCCUCCACUACAGCAGUCAGGGCUGCUGGGAUAAAUGUAGUUAUGUGUCUUCCUCUUUCCUCAGUCCUGGGGUGGCUACGUACCCAUUUUACACAUUGUAAACCGAGGCUCAGAGUAGUGAAACCCUGUAGCUGGUCUCUGAUGUGUCCGGUGUCUGGGCCAUUCACAAAUGCUCCUUCCUGGGUGUUUGGACGACUCUAGUUAGCUGGUCAGUGUUGGGGCCUCACAUGUAGAGCGGUAGGACCUGCAGACACCAGAACACCUGAGUCCCCACCUGGUGCCGUCGCGCUCACUGGAGCCGUCAUUUCUACCUCCUCUGAGCCCAUUUGACCCUGGUGUCCCUCCGGUUGGAGACUCGCCCUGGAACCAUGGGUUCCCUGCUCUGUGACCGUGGAGUAGGCCUGCCCUCCUAGGGUCAGGUGGCUUGUCAUGGGGCGUGCCGCCCCUGGGUGACCAGGCGGCCUGGACAGGGUGGAGUGGAAGAGGUUGACCCACAUUAACGUCUGCCUUUGGUUGGCACGCAGGAGCCUGGGCGCAGCUGCUCUGAGGCCCUGGGGCAGGGGGCCUGAGUGGUGAGUUUUCUGGAGAAAGAUGGGGCACAGAACCAGAACCAGGGCAGUUCUGCCAAGGGGUCCCGGCCUUCAGCUGGCACUGGGGCACAAGCCCCAUGGGCCCGCACCGGUUUUCCUGGCUCUGUCUUCAAGGCCAGGAAGUGGGAGGAGGGUCUGCACUCAGAGGGCACCUGUCCAUUUGUGGGGAGCAGCGGGUUGUGGGGUGCCCCACUCGGAGAGUCUGGGUCUUCUCAGGGAGGAGAGCAGACUCAGUUUGGCAGGAAGUCACACAUACACCCAAGCACCCAGGCGUGCAGGAGGCUUAGGGGGAACUGGAACCGUCUGUGGUCUAGUCCGUGGCAGAGAAGUCUCGGGGGUGAUGUAGGAGGCCUCCUGGGGCCCCUGCCCUGCCCCCUCCUCCCCGGAUCUCCGGGGCUCUCAGACUGGGGUCCCUGCGUCAGCAGCAGCCUGACCCUGACCCACAAGCUCUUUAGAAACAGGAGUCUUCCGGCCCCCGCCCUCCAGGUGAGUGUGAUGUGCCAGACAGGAGGCCCGGAGCAGAGUGGAGCACCUGCAGUCUUGGGGCUCUGCACCGGGCAGGGGGCUGGUCUCCCCCCUGCUCCUGGGACAGCUGAGUGGGCCCGGCCAGCCCAACCAGCCUGGGCUAAGGGAGCAUUGCCGGGGGCUUCUCUGUGGAGACCACGGGUGGUGGUGGUGGUUUUUCAAGUCAACUUGUAUUCUGAGAGAAUUCCGGAUUCACAUGCAGCUGUGAGAAAUCACCCUUGUAUCCUUUUCCCGGCUCCCCUGGCGGUGACGUCUCACCAGACGACGGGCACGUCACACCGGGAUGCUCCGGGAAUACGGGCCAGAUGCACAUCUCUCCUUCCGCACCUUCUUCUGUUCACACCUGCUUCCCUCCUCCCCACCUGGCAGCUGGGCUCUGCUCCUCGCUUCUGUGAUUUCAUCAUUUCAGGAACGUUACAUAAAGGGAAUCAUACCGCGUGUAACCUUCGGGGACUGGCUUUUUCCACGGCUCGAUCCUCUGGGGAUUCCUGCUCGCUCUUCCUUUUCAUGCCCGCGGGCUGUGGACGCCCCACGGCUGGCUAACUUCACCCGAAGGGCGUCUGGGUGGCCGUUCUUGAGCUGCUAGGAGGAAGCUGGUGUAGACACGCGCAUAGUUUUCUGUGAACCUCAGCUUGCAUGUCUCGAAGAGGAGUGCGGUCGCCCGGUUGCCUGGUAGCUGUGUGCCGACUUUCACAAGACGCUGCCAGACUGUUUUCCAGAGUGGCCGCGCCAUUUUCCAGUCCUACCCGCCGUGGGUAGGAGAUCCAGUCCCCCCAGUCCCCCCAGCCCCAGCACUUGGUGGUGUCACUGUUGUAGCCACUCUGAUAGGUGCAUAGCGAUGCUUCCGUGUGGUGUUAGUUUGCACGUCCCCGGUGGCCAUGACGUCGGAUGUCUGUCUCUUCCUGAGCCGGCAUGCCGUCCGGACGACCUCGCUAAAAUGUCUCUUUGUGUCCUCUGCCCGUUUUCUAUCUGGGGUGUUUAUUUUUCUUUUGAGUUUUGAGAAUUUUUUAUAUAUCCUAGAUACUAGUCCUUCGCCAGAGAUGCGACUUGCGGGCAUACCUGUCGCUCUGCAUCAGCAGGGCCUUUCUGAGAUGACUCCCCCUCUCCCUUGUGAGGACUGCACUGGUGUCACAGCUAAGGGCUCUUUUCUUGGUUCCAGGUCCCGAAGAGUUUCUCCAAAGGUUUUGUCAUUUUCUGUUGUUCAUUUACAUCCGUGGCCCAUUUCAAGUUAAUUUUUGCACAAGAUGUGAAGUUUAGAACUUCUGGUUUCGCUUGUGGGAGCCCCGCGUUGCAAUGCUGGUUUCCUCCGGUACCUGGUCUGUGCCCUCUGUGGUCUGGUCCAUUGGUUGGCAGGUCCACCCAUCCAUAUCCACGGUGGCUGCAUCACCGUCCUGGAAUUGGACGGUAGGGACCGAGGACACCAGCCUGGCUGGGUGAUCCUGGCUUGCAGGCCUGUGUCUACCCAGAUUCCUGGGGCCACAGCCUUCUGGACCCACUGACUCCUGCAUUUUCUGGCCUCUGUUUCCAGAGUGGGACCUGGUCUGGGUGGCAGGGGAGAACAGCGUUCAGAGGGGGAGCAGAGCCAGGUAGGAGGCAGACCUGCCAACUGUUCUGCCCCAGCCCCGGCUCUGCUGCGGCUCCGGGACCCACUUACCUCAGUGCUCAGUGGCACGAAGGGCCGAAGGCAGAACCACCCGUGUCACAGUUCCCACUGUACCCCUUCCCUGCUCUGGGUCCCUGAUGAGGGUCCCCCCACACGCACCUCCAGGACUAUUUACAGACGACAUGGUAACAUUGAGGUCCCUGGUCAGCACUCAGGAAUCCAGACCAGCCGAGUCCCACGUAAACAGCUGUGAGGACUACUUCCUGCCACCCGCAGACCCGGCCUUUAGGCUGCCCGAGGCCAAUGAACCCCAUGCACCCCGUAAAACCCGCCCUGCCCCCCACACCGCACGGUGAUGGUCCAUUUGCUUAUGAGCCGGUGCCUUGGCAGCAGAGCGCCACUCAGCCAGCAGGGUCGCUGUCUGUCGUCACGACCGUGUGGGGCGUCGGCAACGCGGCACCGAGUCAGGUUUUGGGGAACCCCAUGGGCCCUGCAGGGAGCCCCCCCGGCAGCUCUGUAAUGCCUGGUGUGGCAGGUGGUGGCCCUGCCCUGAACUCCGCACAGUGCCUCGGACAGCAGGCGUUUGGCGAGGGUGCUGCCAACAAGGGCUUCGUGCAGCAAGGAGUGUAUGGCCGCGGGGGCUACCCAGGGGGCCCUGGCUUCACAGCUGGGUAUGCGGGCGGCCCGGGGGGGCCAGGGGGCCUGGGUCUGCCCUCACAUGCCACACGACCCUCCACCGAUUUUACUCAGGCGGCAGCAGCAGCUGCAGUGGCUGCUGCUGCGGCCACCGCCACGGCCACCGCCACGGCCACCGUGGCCGCCCUCCAGGAGAAGCAGAGCCAGGAGCUGAGCCAGUAUGGAGCGAUGGGGGCCGGGCAGGCUUUUAACAGCCAGUUCCUGCAGCAUGGAGGUCCCCGGGGGCCCAGCGUCCCUGGCAGCAUGAACCCCACCAGCGUGGGAGGGCUGCUGGGCCCCUCUGGCAUGAACCCCAUGGGCAUGAACCCCACCCGGGCAGCAGGCAUGGCACCCCUCUAUGCAGGGCAGCGCCUGCCCCAGCACGGGUACCCUGGGCCUCCCCAGGCCCAGCCACUGCCCCGACAGGGGGUCAAGAGAGCCUACUCCAGUGAGGUUUAUCCAGGACAGCAGUACCUGCCAGGAAGCCAGUACGGACCCAGUGCCACCCAGUACACGUCCGGUGCCGGGCCGCCCCCUGCCCCGUCCUCCUACCCUGGGCACCGGCUGCCCCUGCAGCAGGGUGUGGGCCAGUCCCUGUCCGCCUCUGGCCCAGCAGGACUGCACUACAAGCCCACAGAGCAGUUCAACGGGCAGGGUGCCAACUUCAACGGGGGAAGCGUCAGCUACAGCCAGCCCGGCCUGAGUGGGCCCACCCGUUCCAUCCCUGGCUACCCCAGCUCCCCACUGCCUGGGAGCCCCACGCCACCCAUGACCCCCGGCAGCAGCGUCCCCUACAUGUCCACCAGCCAGGAGGUCAAAUCGCCCUUCCUGCCGGACCUCAAGCCCAGCGUGAGCUCCUUGCACCCAUCACCCCCCAGCAGCGGCCCGGGUGACGAGCUGCGGCUGACCUUCCCGGUGCGGGACGGGGUAGUGCUGGAGCCCUUCCGCCUGCAGCACAACCUGGCUGUGAGCAACCACGCGUUCCAGCUCCGGGACUCUGUCUACAAGACCUUGAUGCUGAGGCCAGACCUGGAGCUGCAGUUCAAGUGCUAUCACCAUGAGGACCGGCAGACCAACACCAACUGGCCAGCGUCGGUGCAGGUCAGCGUCAACGCCACCCCGCUCACCAUCGAGCGCGGCGACAACAAGACUUCCCACAAGCCGCUGUACCUGAAGCACGUGUGCCAGCCGGGCCGCAACACCAUCCAGAUCACGGUCACAGCCUGCUGCUGCUCCCACCUGUUCGUGCUGCAGCUGGUGCACCGGCCGUCCGUCCGCUCGGUGCUGCAGGGCCUCCUCAGGAAGCGCCUCCUGCCCGCGGAGCACUGUAUCACCAAGAUAAAACGCAACUUCAGCAGCGGCACCGUCCCUGGCACCCCUGGGCCCAACGGUGAGGACGGGGUGGAGCAGACAGCCAUCAAGGUGUCCCUCAGGUGCCCCAUCACAUUCCGCAGGAUCCAGCUCCCCGCCCGAGGCCAUGACUGUCGCCACAUACAGUGUUUCGACCUGGAGUCCUACCUGCAGCUCAACUGUGAGCGGGGGACCUGGCGGUGCCCUGUGUGCAACAAGACAGCGCUGCUGGAGGGCCUGCAGGUGGACCAGUAUGUGCUGGGCGUCCUCGUUCACAUUCAGAAUUCUGACUACGAGGAGAUCACCAUCGACCCCACGUGCAGCUGGAAGCCGGUGCCCGUAAAGCCCGACGUUCACGUCAAGGAAGAGCCGGACGGGCCAGUGCUGAAGCGCUGUCGCACCGUGAGCCCCGCACACAUGCUCAUGCCCAGCGUGAUGGAGAUGAUAGCAGCCCUGGGCCCCGCUGCCGCCCCCUUCGCCCCCCUGCAGCCCCCCUCGGCCCCGGCCCCAGCCCCUGGUGACUACCCCGGCCAGGGUUCCAGCUUCCUGGGACCCGGGACCUUCCCUGAGUCCUUCCCGCCUGCCACGCCCAGCACCCCGGCCCUUCCUGAGUUCACUCCGGGGCCACCCCCCAGCUCCUACCAGUCCGACAUUCCUAGCAGCCUCCUGACACCUGAGAAGUCUGUUCCCUGCCUCCCAGGCCAGAUGCCGCCAGCAGGUCACCUGGACCCUGCCCACAACCCAGGGGCUCCAGGGCUGCUCGCCCCCAGCCUUGGAGGGGCCCCAGGGCCCCAGCUGCACCAUCCAAACCCUCCCCCAGCAUCCCGGCAGCCCCUGGGCCCAGUGAGCUCAGGCCCCAUCGGCGAGUUGGCCUUCAGCACUGCCACAGGCGUGAUGGGGCCCCCCAUGUCUGGGGCGGGGGAGGCCCCGGAACCAGCCCUGGACGUGAGUACAGGCCCCAUGCCAGGGAGCGCAUGGGAGCUGGGGCUGGGGACGGUGUGUCCGUCGUCCCCAGGGUCCACAUGCUUCAUAGAAGGGAGGACACUGACGCCCUAGUGACCUCGAAGCCAGGACAGCUGGUCAGAUAGCAUCAGCUCUUUUGAUGAUGAGUGUCAGGUACCUGAGUAGCCGCGGGAUGACUCUGUCCAGGCAGUUGGCUACAGGAACCUGUGUAGAGUCCCCAAGAAGAUUGGGCUUGCAGAGGACCACACUGGCCUCGGUGUGGUUUGAGCUGACCCACAGGUGUCGCGUGAGCCAAAAUCAGUGCGUGCACUGCAGGUAACGGUCUUUCUCUCUAAUAAACCGAACACCCUGAAGUUCAGCGGGAGAAAAUUAGAGCAGCUCAAAGCAGAAUAUCCCAGACACUGGAAACCCCACUUCUUGCAUUUGCUCUGUUCACAUCGGGGUCCCCACAUGGCCCCAUGCAUGCCCCCUGGGGCAGAUGCUCUGUGUCCCAGGUUGUCCUUGAACAACUUGUAUGGAGUGAUUCCUGGUCAAAGAGCAGCCUUCGGCAGGGAGAGGCCCGUGCAGGCUGAGGGGCUCAGGCACAGGGUCCCCUGCAGGGGUGUGGUGGGCCUGAGGCCAAAGCUGCUGAUGGCUUUGCUUUGUCCCCAGCUGCUCCCAGAACUGACCAACCCCGAAGAACUGCUGUCCUACCUUGGCCCACCUGACCUCCCCACAAACAGCAAUGACGACCUUCUCUCUCUCUUCGAGAACAACUGAUCCUGUCGCCCCCGCCCAGCUGGCGGGGACACACCCACAGAUGCCACCACACCCUGCCCCAGCCACCUGCCCACCACCUGCCUCGGACCGUGGAGGCAGCUGCACUGGGUGGGAGGGGACCUCAGACACCCCGCCCCCGCCCAGCUCAGCCCCACCCCAUCCACCACCUGCUGCCCCCAACCCCAGCUGGGCCCCAUCCAUACACACCUGUGUCCCCAACCUCGCCCCCGGACCCAACCCCGCCUGCUCCCACCAGCCUGCAUCUUGUCCAGCGUUUACCCUUCUGUUGCAGUGACCCUGUGGCUCCCUGGCGAGGAGCAGGGCGCCCCUGUCCUGAGCCUGAGCUUGCAGUGGGAGCGGGUCCGUCUUCCCACCCGAAGCCUCAGGCCAGGGCCAUGGGGUAGGAGGUCCAAAGCACAACAAUGUACAUAGUGUAGAAACACUAAGAGCUCUGGGCAAGCAGCUGGGGACCCCGCGGGCUCCUGCCCCUCCUGGGUGCAGACAGCGGGGCAGAUGGCUGUGAGCUUCGGUCUCCUGGGGGUGGGUGCCCAGACCCAGCUCUGUGUACAGACUCCAGCGGGCUUCCCGAGUACCCCUUUUCCGUGAACAUGAAGAAUUGGUCCCGCUGUGUUUUUUAAAACUGCCUCUCCCAUGUCCACCCCAGGGCCAGGCCGGGUGGGGGAGGGGGGGGCCAGUCGUGUCCCCUGUCUGCCAGUCUCUAUUAAAGGACUCCCUCAAGGUGGGCCUGGCCAGUCCCUCCUUUGUGCCCUGCCCGUGUUCCUCAUGUGGGCAGGGCUCCAUUCCAAGCCAAGACCCGGCUGUUCCUGCCUCACGGUAAAUUUCCUGGUCUCUGGAAUUUUCCAAGUUGGCCUCAGCUGGAGAACUAUUUUGUGAGGUGUCACCAGGGCCAGGAGACACAUCUUCCACCAUGUCACUGUGCGUGGACGUGCCUGGGGUAGGGAGCCAGGGGCCUCGGGAGGGGCCUUAGACACCAGCCCCAGGCGGCUCAUGGAGGGUGGUCCUGGGCUCCCAGGUCCUGCAGGCCCCUCCGUCUGCCAGCUGCUUGGGUGGCCCUUUCCUCCUGGCCCCGAAGGUCUUCCUGUACAGCAGGUCUGAACCCUGUGGUGUGGUGCUGAAAGCUCAGGUGGAAGGUGUCCCAGCCCCAGGUGGCUUUAGCCGUUGACAUCUCGGGACCCCGGGUGUGAGCCUUAGUGUCUGCCUGCAGCCUGUUCCUUGCUGAGGGAAUGGGAAGUGCCACCCAGCAUGGCAGGGGACGAGGGGCCCGUCCAGAGUGCUGUCCCCCUGGGGGGGGGGGGCAGAGCAGGGUGCCAUGCGGGGUGUGGUCUCGCUGGACAUCCGUGCACCGUCAGCGUGUUCUGGGUGCUUCUAGGUGGAACGGAGAACUCUAGACCUGAGCUGAGGCAGUCCUCCCAAGGGAUGGGCGGGGCCACAUGGGGACUCCCCUCGAACAACGUGGGGUGACAGCAAAGUGCGAUCAUUCACAUAGGACGUGCCAUUUUAGUAAAGCACAACACCAAAUCUA
Prionailurus viverrinus (fishing cat) is the source of this 8062-nucleotide messenger RNA. It is a transcript of the gene ZMIZ2, whose product is annotated as zinc finger MIZ-type containing 2. Gene Ontology annotation, biological process: regulation of transcription by RNA polymerase II; protein sumoylation. The transcript is spliced from 18 exons. Bases 3076 to 5853 code for a protein of 925 amino acids. Gene Ontology annotation, molecular function: SUMO ligase activity; zinc ion binding. Lineage: Eukaryota; Metazoa; Chordata; Mammalia; Carnivora; Felidae. The record is from RefSeq and is a predicted model, not a curated record.